AUGUCGGAAAUGCCCAUCGCCGAUUGGCAGGGCCUUGCUGCCUCGAAGAGAGAAGCCAAUUUCAAGAAGAUACCGGAGAAAUGGAGGCUAUCUGAGUCAUUAACAUCGCAGUUUGCUGAAACAUCCGCUAUCUCUGUGAUCGAUGUGCCAGCCACGUGUGGUCUGUUGACGCCCCGUGAACUUGACCUUACCUCCAAUCACGAUGCGACUGCACUGGUUGAGCUGAUGACGAGUGGGAAGGCAACGAGCGUUGAGGUCACCACUGCCUUUUGCAAGAGAGCGGCAAUUGCGCAACAAUGUGUCAACUGUCUCACAGAAAUCUUCUUCGAGGAAGCCAUAGCAAGAGCAAGGGAAUGCGAUGACUAUCUCAGGAAGAAUGGUCGGCCCAUGGGCCCACUACAUGGCCUUCCUAUCAGUCUAAAGGAUUCCUUCAACGUCAGAGGCACACAAGCCACAAUCGGCUACAUCUCUUUCCUAUCACGGCCACCAGCAACCUCGGACUCUAAUCUUGUCACUCUAUUAUCCGAUAAUGGAGCAGUAUACUACUGCAAAACCAAUCUCCCGCAAACCAUGAUGACCGCCGACUCUCACAACAACGUCUUCGGGCGCACGCUGAACCCUCACAAUCUCUCCUUGACAGCUGGCGGCUCCACAGGUGGCGAAGGCGCCCUCCUCGCCAUGCGUGGUUCAGUCCUAGGCCUAGCGACCGACGUAGCUGGCUCAUGCCGGAUCCCAGCGCUAUGCUGCGGCCUUACCAGCUUCAAGCCAAGUGCAGGAAGAGUUCCCUUUGGAGGCGGUGUACCUCCCGGACGCCUGGGCAGCCCCGGCUCUAUAAUCCCGGUAAUCGGACCCAUUGGCCAUUCGAUCCGCGAUGCUGAGCUCACCAUGCGGACAAUCUGCAACAGCAACACCUGGGUUUUCGACGAGAACGUCUUGGGCGUGCCGUGGCGCAGUGUCCAGCUUCCCACUCGGCCCCUCCGCUUCGGUCUCAUCCGCGGGAUCCCCAAGAGGCCGCUGCACCCUCCCAUCGCGCGAGGGCUGCAUUCUUGCACUACCAAGCUGAAAAGCAAAGGUCACCAGAUUAUCCUGCUGGACGAUAAAGUGCCCGACAUAUGGGACUCCGCAAUCCUGGCCUGGAAGUUCUUCCUGCUCGAUCCAAGGAAGACGCCGAUGUCGUACCUGCAGCAAGCGGGCGAGCCAUUGGUACCUAGCAUAGGCAGAACCAUGGUGAAGGAGCUCCGCGAGUUCGAGCCAAGCUUAGAUGGGCUGUGGGAUAUGAACCUCGAGCGGUUCAAGAUUCUGCAUGCGUGGCAUAAAGUGAUGGUGGAGAAUGAGCUGGAUGCGGUGCUGAUGCCGGGGAAUUCGGCAACAGCGGUCGCGCAUGAUACGUAUGGGUUGACCCCGUUUACCGUUUUACAAAAUCUGCUGAAUUACCCAUCGGGCAUUUUACCGCAUUUAAGGGCUGAGGAGGAACUGGAUCGACAGUUCUUCAAGCGAGAUGCUGCUUAUGAACCACCAUAUGAACCGAAGACUUUCGAAGGUCUACCAGCGCAUGUACAGGUAAUGGGUAAGCCAAUGCAAGAUGAAGAAUUGAUGGAGAUAUUGAGAGUCGUGGAGAAGACUUUAGCAGAAUGAAGAAGGAACAUCACAAUUCUGACUAGAAAGGGUUAUAUGGUGGAAGUUCAGUGAUAAGCUUGACGAGAAAUGAUCAUGUGUGCAGUCUUUUGUCCUCAUUAUCGUAUAAGUUCACUUGCUUUUUCCUCCUCGCUGGUAAGACGCCGAAGCUUUGGAAGUUGACAUGCGAAAGCAACGCCUGGAAGCACCAGAGAUGUGAACAAGCAUGGUAUUGCCGACCUUAAGAUCUAACACAGCACCCAAACCUUUUUGU
Messenger RNA from Paraphaeosphaeria sporulosa, 1888 nucleotides. RefSeq names its product amidase. The transcript has 5 exons. Bases 1 to 1635 code for a protein of 544 amino acids. The record is from RefSeq and is a predicted model, not a curated record. NCBI's taxonomy places the organism in Eukaryota, Fungi, Ascomycota, Dothideomycetes, Pleosporales, Didymosphaeriaceae.